AUCCCUCGGACGAGAUGAUGAAGGUCGAGAUCCUCCAUCGCUACAAUGUCUCGCCGCCCGCGAACUCAGUCCCAGCCACCGCUCUCCCUCUCACCUUCCUCGACAUCCCAUUCUUUCACUGCUGCCCCAUGCAACGCCUCUUCUUGUACGACUUCCCUCAGUCCCCUCCCUCCUUCGCCCAGACCACCCUCCCGCUCCUCGUCCGCUCUCUCUCCCUCUGCCUCCGCCACUUCUUCCCCUUCGCCGCCAACCUCAUCCUCCCUCUGUCCCCGCCCGAGAAGCCCCACAUCCUCUACACCGAUGGCGACUCACUCUCCUUGAUCGUUGCCGAUUCCGCUGCCGACUUUGCCGACCUCGUCAGCGACGAGGUGCAUGACGCGACAUUGAUACACCCUCUGGUGCCUCAGCUCCCGCCGCCGCGUGAGUCUGACGGCGCACUCAUGUGGCCACUUAUGGCGAUUCAGGUGACUUUGUUCCCAAACAAGGGCAUUUGCAUUGGAGUCCAAUUCCUCCAUGUGGCGGCAGAUGGGAGGUCCUUCGCUCACUUCAUGAAAUCAUGGGCAUCCAUUUAUAGGUCUGGAGGAGACCCCAAUUGCAUUGAGUCAGAUGACUUGCGUCCUUUCCACAACCGAGGAGUGAUCAAGGACCCGAAUGAGCUCGAGCUCAUUUUCUUGAAUGACUGGUGGAGUUGUGUGGGCACCAGCCCCAGCCCGAGCCCGAGCCCGAGUCUAAGCACAUCUCCUCUGGCUGUUGGGGACAAGGUGAGAGCAACAUUUGUCUUUAAAGAGGCUCACAUCGAUGGGCUAAAAGGGCAAAUCUCGAGCCAACUCAAGAACGAUACCACCAACUUAGAGUCGGAUUCAAUCCACUUGUCAACAUUCGCGGUGACAUGCGCAUUCGUAUGGGUGUGCAUCAUCAGAUCAAAAGACAGAGACUGCCAGUGUCACAACCAAUCGUCAUCAGAGAGCGACAGAGACGAACUUCGUUAUUUCGUCUUUCUCGCAGAUUGUAGGGACCGGCUUGAAUACUCCAUACCUUCAACAUAUUUUGGGAAUUGUCUGAGUGCAUGCUUUCUCUCGGAGAAGAGAAGUACGCUCCUGGGCAAAAGUGGACUUCCGCUUGCCACAAGGGCUAUAGCAAGGAGAGUCAAGGAAAUAAGGAUGGGUGGGGCAUUGAGAGGGCUGGAGGGAUGGAUGAGGGGCUUUAAUAUAGCUGAUAGCACAGACUUAGUGACGGUGGCCGGGUCGCCAAGACACAAAGUGUACGACACGAACUUCGGGUGGGGGAGGCUGAGGAAGAACCACACGGUGCACAUCGAUCAAUCAGCGGCAAUCUCUCUAACAGAGAGUAGGGAUGGGGAUGGUGGUGUGGAGGUUGGGUUGGCAUUGACUAGGGUCUGUAUGGAGAAGUUCAUUUCUUUGUUUGAAGAGGGAUUGAAAUCGUUUAUGCCACUUUAAAAUACAUUGAUCCAUAUAGUGCCAUGUCAAUUUCAAUUUAGUCCUUAUAUAUUGGGCUCGACAACAUAGGUUUAUGUUGAUUUUAUUGAAAAAUGUAAGGACUUCCAACGACACUUUAAGCACAAA
Eucalyptus grandis is the source of this 1583-nucleotide messenger RNA. Its product is annotated as coumaroyl-CoA:anthocyanidin 3-O-glucoside-6''-O-coumaroyltransferase 1. Lineage: Eukaryota; Viridiplantae; Streptophyta; Magnoliopsida; Myrtales; Myrtaceae. The record is from RefSeq and is a predicted model, not a curated record. The coding region runs from base 15 to 1457 and encodes 480 amino acids. The transcript is spliced from 2 exons.